This is a messenger RNA of Fusarium musae, 1026 nucleotides long. RefSeq lists its product as uncharacterized. The transcript has a single exon. The record is from RefSeq and is a predicted model, not a curated record. Lineage: Eukaryota; Fungi; Ascomycota; Sordariomycetes; Hypocreales; Nectriaceae. Gene Ontology annotation, molecular function: oxidoreductase activity, acting on NAD(P)H. Bases 1 to 1026 code for a protein of 341 amino acids.
AUGUCUCAGAACCGUGGAGCCGUCAACCCUGCAGCCCGAGUCCCCCUUGAGGUCAGGCCACUGGAUACACGAACCCCAGGACCUGGCGACAUACUCGUAAAAAACGAAAUAAUCGCCAUCAACCCAGUCGAGGCCAGCAUCACCAAGAACGAUCUGUUCAAAUCCAAGUACCCCUGUGUAAUCGGUACUUCUUUCGGUGGUCAAGUCGUCGCUGUUGGCGAGGGUGUCUCUGACUUCAAGGCUGGAGACAAAGUUGCCGUGUAUUCCAGCCCAACUGAUGGCGAUAAAUAUGCCGCUUACCAAGCCUAUGCACUGGCCAAGGUGGACAAGACCAUUCUCGUCCCAGAGGGCGUUGAUCUGGCUGUUCCUGUGAGCAUGAACGGAAACCUGACUACUGUCGUCGGCAUGAUCAGCGCCACAGCCGGUGUACCCAAACCAGACAUUGAGAACGAAGUAGCUUCUACUGGCAAGAAGAUCCUCAUCUACGGAGGGACUUCUAACCUGGGUAGCUUGGCUGUACAGUAUGUUCGCCGGGCAGGCUACAGCGUAGUCACCACCACUUCGCCCAAGCACAAGGCCUUUGUUGAGGCUCUCGGCGCCGACAAGGUCAUCGACCACAGUCAGGAUCGCGACACCCUCUUCAAGGCUUUUAUUGCAGAGGGACCAUACGAUAUCGUCGUUGAUACCAUCUCCCAUCCCAGCACUAUCAGCAUACUCGCCGCUGUUCUAGCUGCCCAAGGCGGUGGUACAGUGUAUGCUACCAGGCCCGCAUUUGGCCCGGAGGCACUGCCAGAAGGUGUGGUCCGCCACUUUGCUUCAUGGUCAUCUGUGCUGAAUAAGGAGGGCAAUGAGCAUUUUACCAGAUGGGCUUUUCAUGAGUUCUUUGCUAAGGGCAUUGCAAGUGGCAAGCUUGUGCCGACACAGAUUGAGAGGAUCAGUAGUGGAUUUGAGGCGAUUAACUCUGCUUUGGAUAUCCUGGAGAAAGGAGUUAGUAACUCUAAGGUUGUUGUUGAGCUUGAGAAGUAA